This is a messenger RNA of Alosa alosa (allis shad), 1599 nucleotides long. RefSeq names its product C3a anaphylatoxin chemotactic receptor-like. Gene Ontology annotation, molecular function: complement receptor activity; G protein-coupled receptor activity. Bases 299 to 1258 code for a protein of 319 amino acids. The record is from RefSeq and is a predicted model, not a curated record. Gene Ontology annotation, cellular component: plasma membrane. The transcript is spliced from 4 exons. NCBI's taxonomy places the organism in Eukaryota, Metazoa, Chordata, Actinopteri, Clupeiformes, Clupeidae. Gene Ontology annotation, biological process: complement receptor mediated signaling pathway; positive regulation of cytosolic calcium ion concentration; inflammatory response.
GGGGCUACACCAGUAGAGCCUACAUUGCUACUGCCUGCUGCCCCUCUUAAGUAGCAUUCCACUGGUGCCAGAUUGAUUAAAUGCCUAUGCCCCGCCCCCUUCAUUAGCACUGGCAGGUGCUAUUGGAAAUAGCAGGCAGAGGUCUCCCUGCUACAAUUGCAUAUCUAAGAAAUACUAGAGAGAGAGAGAGGGAGGGGGCACCCCUGUGCUGUUGUCAGUUAAACACCACAAAUGAACAUACUGAGAAAAAAUUGAAUCAGCAGCACACAGGAGUAGCCUACAGCAGAUAACAAGCAGAAUGGCCCCCAACAUUUCACUCCUACAGCCUCAGAUCAAUUCCUCCUUUGAAAAUGAUCAGACAACAGUGGAUAUCUAUGACUUUAUAGUUAACAUCGAAAUCCUGUUCUGCUUCAUCACUGUCAUCCUGGGAACCGUUGGCAACGCCCUGGUCAUUUGGGUGGCUGGCAUCAGCCUACGGGCCAAAGUCACUUAUGUCUGGCUAGUGAAUCUGGCCACUGCCGACCUCAUCUUCUGCCUGACCCGCGCCUUCUCACUGGCCCAGAAGUACCAAGGCAAAUGGUCAUUCGGCGUCUUCCUCUGCAAGUUCAACGGCUUCUUCAAGUACGCCAACAUGUUCUGCAGCGUCUUCCUGCUGGCGGUCAUUAGUUUGGACCGGGCGCUGUGCGUGUUGCAACCCGUCUUCAUUAAACAGCACCGUACCGUCUGUGCUGCGCGGCUGGUCAGUGUUGUGGUGUGGGUAGUGGCGUCGGUCAUGAGCGCACCGUACUUCAUCCAUUGGCAGGUCUACCCUGACAAAAAAAAUCACAGGUGUGGCUUGAAGGAAGACAAUGGGAAUGCCGCCAAGAUGGCUCUCAUCGUCAUCCGCCUCUUGUGCGGUUUCUUCCUCCCGUUCGUAGUCAUCCUGUUGUGUUCCGUGCUAGCAGGCGUAGGAAUCCGGCGUACACAGCUGAGGGGAAAGUCCCGUCCCUUGCGGAUGCUCGUCACCCUGGUCGCUGCCUUCUUCCUGUGCUGGGCACCCUACCACUGCUUCCGGCUGGCCAAGGUGAUCGACAGUAAGAACCGCCCCAUCAAAGUGGGUCUGGCACUGACCAAGAGCCUGGCCUACUUCAACAGCUGUGUCAACCCUGUGCUGUACUUCUGCAUGGGUAUUAAACAAGGCUGGCUGCGGCGGAUCAGAAAUGCUGCUUACCACCCUGCUGUCUGUGGUAACACCACAACAAACUCUACCUGUCUGUAGUUGAUUCAGUAAUUUGAUGCUUGUGUCUGUCUUCUAUUAAUUAUACCAUCAUGUGCAGUCUUCAAUGCAAUCACAGCCAGAGAUGUAAAAGUCCAGCUUCAGGAAGUAAUUAGUCCUGCCAUGUAUUGGUUCUAUUGUUUUUUAAAAUCUGUGUGUAAGCCACACUUGUUAAACUUAGCUAGUCUGCGACCAGCUAAACGGUGAAUUAGAAAUGAUCAGCAUAAUCAUAUGAUGGGUGUUUAUCUCUUGACAGGUGCAGGUGAUACUCAACUGUCCACUUAAAAUAAAUGAAUAAAUAAAUAAAUUACGAAGGCUAAUUAUUCAAGAGGAGACUUACAAUG